AUGGAAUUGCCCAGAGGUGCAGACGUGUUCGAAGUGGAGAUCGCUUCCACGAGUGGAGUCCACCAGCGCGGCCCAGCAAAGCCGACAAGGGGGCCCCAGAUCGAAGAUCUUGGCUGGUGCAAGUCAUGUGAUGCUCUGACAGCUCUGUUUUCACGGAAUACCACAUCUGGCAACUCCACCCUCCCAUUUCUCGACCAUCCAUCAUUCUACCUCAUCUCCCUCGCUAUGCCAUAUCCGGCAAUGCAGAUUUCUGGAUCCUCUGGAAACCUCCAGUCUAGAUCACUAUUGACAUCAUCCUCACAAGCUCCAAUAGCUCUCGCAUAUCCCAUCCCUACGGAACUGCAACGUUCCAAUCAAGGUACCUAUGACUCCGACGAGAUGGUCGCCUCUGUAGCUGAAGCUUACGGUAGUUCGGCACUAGAAACCGAAGCAUCUGUACGAGCAUUUGAUGUCGGCAUCGCUUUCUCUGGUCGUUGCGUGGUGAUGGGACAUUGUGUCCCGGCUACGGGUUCCCAGACUGGUGAUUUCGCGAUGAGGGUUCCCUCUCGCCACCUCCUCCUCGCAACAAAACCCACCUUACAGCUUCGAACAGCAGCAGCAGCAGCAACAGCAGUACUCCGACCAUUCUCCACAGCAAAAGCAACCAUGGGCAAAGACUCUCAAAUCUCCAAAUCGCCACCGAAGCAUGAACUCGUCUACUUCCCCGGUCUAGCAUCCGAAGUGCGAGCAUUCGGCCAGUUUCGCAAAGUCUUGCACACAGGUCUCUACAGCCAGGUAGUAACGAUGGAAAUUCCCGUCGGAGGGGACAUUGGCGAUGAAGUCCACACGGUGGAUCAGGUGUUGUUGUUUACGAGUGGUGAAGGGAAAGCUACUGUGGCGGGGAAAGAUCAGGCUGUCAAAGCAUCUGAUGUGGUAGUCGUUCCUGCGGGGACGCAGCAUCAGUUUAUCAAUACUUCCAAGGAUAAACCGUUGGAGCUGGUGACGAUUUAUAGUCCUGCUGAGCAUGACCCUCAGACGGUGCACAAGACCAAGGAAGAGGGCGAUGAAGAAGAGGAUAAUGGAAAGGAUGAGGCGCCGGGGUGGAGCCAGCAGUCGAAGGAUCACAAUGAAAAGAAGGGAGUGGUGAAGGAGAGCGGCGGGCCAUAUGAGAACGGUGAUGAUGGUAGACAUAACAAGUCUUGAGUCGUUCAGGUCAUGAAUACAUAAGGUAGCCUUGGUAAGGAUUUUCAAUAUGUAAAAGAAAAAAUCAUCAGACUUCAUGCGUGGGUAUCAUGAUGCAGGCCCAGACAUACCUUCACUCAUGUACAGUAUGCACAGUUCCACCCUCCAUGUCUCUUCUCUCACUUCUUUCCUCUCGAACUCGAGCUAAUCAUCUUCUUCUUGACGUGCUUGGGAAUCUUUUCCUUCCUCUUCUCCCUCUUCUCCUCUUUCACGGCAAGCUUAUGCGCCUUCUUAGCCUCCUUGUCUUCAUGCUUCUUGCCUCUGGGCGUACCCUUGGCAAAUGCACUCUCUGACACAUCGCUAUCCGAGCCAUCAUCCGAAUCACUGCCAUCGUCUUCAUCUUCGCUAGCUGCUUCGUCUGGGACGAUAGCCUUCGUGGCCAGAAGAUCUUGGUAGACGAGGCCGUCGCCUUGACCUUUCUUGAUCGCCUCCGCAUCACGCUCAAUGUCGUACACUUCGCGUAGUGUCUGCGGCAUAUACUGCUGGCGAAAGACUUCAUCAUCCACUUCUGUGUCUUGCUUGCCAGCUUGAGCCUCAACCUCAAACAUCUUCUCUAUCGUCUCCUUCAUGCCAGUCAUUUCCGUGCUUCCAGAUCCAGCCGUAAUGAAGCCAAAGACCGAUCGCUCCGAUAGGGUGUCCACGCCUUUUCUGCGGAAGAAGUCCGACACAUUCUUGAUAUCCAUUCGCAAGAACUCGAGCGAGCGAGGAUGAUCGUGUUCGACCGAUUGUGAGACAUCGAUCACGUAGAGGAUGUCCUUGAAGUAAAGCAGAUUGUAUUCAGACAAAUCUGCAUGUACCAGCUUACAGACUUGGUAUAGCAUGCGCAUAUAGCUGAGGAGUUCAACGUAUAUCGCGGUCCAUUUCUGUUGAAUCUCUUGGGGAGUUCUCGAGUCAUCAAACUCCACAUCUCGCAAUCGUGGUGCAGGGUAUCCUUUGCUGUUUCCGAGAAAAGACAUGACCAGGACAUGUGCUUUCAAGUAGACAGGUUCUGGGCAUGGUAUUCCAGCUUGGUGUAUUCUCCUGAGGUUGCGGUAUUCCUUCUCAGCCCACACUUUCACCAUCGCUCUGUUGGAGCUCUUGUUGUAUCCACUCCUGAAACGAUGCUCGCCGGUGACAUAUUUGUCCCUGUCCUUGAAGACCAGAAUGCUCGUCUUGUACACUUUGAUGGCUCUGUUCAGCACCUUGUCGCUGUCCUCGGGUAUUGUGGCAGCGUGAUAGACGUUUGCCUCCUUUCCUGUCGAUAGCACCCCGUUAAUCUCGGAGACGAUAUUUCUGUUCAGCAGUUGCAGCAGCAUCAUCCGCGUCCUCGGGUCUAGCACUUGCUCGCUGGUCGCUCUUUCCGACUUUUCAGCACCUCCAUGGUGUUUGGUGGCUCCUCCCUCGAUUGCAUUCACGUUGAGCUUAGCGACGUGGCGAGACAGACUCUUGAUGUGGUCGUCAAUAGCCGCUUUCGUGUUCAGCUGCGGGUUCGUCUUGGGUUUCUGGUCGGUAGGGAUCGAAUUAUCAUUCAGCUUUCGCUGGCGAUUGUAUGAUUUGGUAUAGUCUGACGGGUUCGAAGUGGCAAUUUCAGUGUCAUCCAGGUCCGAGAGGAGGAGAUCGUCGUAGUCGUCUUCCUCUUCCUCUUCCUCUUCGUCUGGGGCUGUGUCGUGUGCAGAGCCAGGCAUGGCGUUGCGUUCGCCGACAUAUCCUUCAUUCUCGAUGUACUCGCGCGGAGGUUGGUGAGGUGCUGCCAUUCUCGAAGCCUAGCCCUGGCGUGCACUCAGUGCCAACACGAGAAAGAGAAAAGCUAGUAGAAGAUGAUAUGCAGGAACAGGC
This is a messenger RNA of Sphaerulina musiva SO2202, 3036 nucleotides long. Its product is annotated as RmlC-like cupin. The record is from RefSeq and is a predicted model, not a curated record. Bases 1 to 1182 code for a protein of 393 amino acids. Lineage: Eukaryota; Fungi; Ascomycota; Dothideomycetes; Mycosphaerellales; Mycosphaerellaceae. The transcript has 6 exons.